AUGGAUACAACCCAAUUAGGAGCCCUCAUUAUGAAAUUAGGAGCAGCAAAUACCAAAGCAAGGUUGAAUGUAUAUAAUGAAAUAAUUAAGAAACCAGGUUCUCCCCAGGCUUUGAAAGCCCUUAAUUGUUGCGUUGAGGCAUACAAAUACGCAAUCUUAUCAUUUGAAAUGGUAUCUUCAGAAUUGGUUGAAGAUCCCAAAACCGCAAACUAUGAUGUAGCUGUUAUAGGUCCCGAAAUUGCUAAUUGUGAAAAGGAACUGAUCAACGCAAAGGUUCAAGCACAUCGACUCCUUGCUGGGAAUCGAUUUAUGAAAUAUUAUGUCUCAUUGGGAUAUAAGAUAACAUCAACUCUGGAGCUUGAAAAUCCAAAUGAGCGUGUUGCCAUUAUUGCUGCUGUUGAAACUGUGAAUUAA
This is a messenger RNA of Gossypium arboreum, 414 nucleotides long. RefSeq lists its product as uncharacterized. NCBI's taxonomy places the organism in Eukaryota, Viridiplantae, Streptophyta, Magnoliopsida, Malvales, Malvaceae. The transcript is spliced from 2 exons. The coding region runs from base 1 to 414 and encodes 137 amino acids. The record is from RefSeq and is a predicted model, not a curated record.